UUGAGGGCGUUAGUAUCUGGCAGCUUAUAAUCUUUUCCUGUUGUGAUUUUAUAUAUGAACCGUUGAGACUCGUAAACUCUCUUUAUUCACUAUCUGUCGUUCAUCCAACUAUGUCUCCACUCUUAAUUGUGCUAUUUGCAUUACUCGUGGUGUAUAAAUUAUACAGAUUUGCGUACGAUAAACCACCUAAUACACCUCCAAGUCUUAUUAGGAUUCCCAUAGGAGGAUCUUACUGGUUGUUAUUAUGGAGAAACUACAAAUACAUGCAUUUGGCUCUUGACUAUUAUGCAAGAAAACUAAAAUCAAACCUCUUCAGCUGCUAUUUGGGCGAAUAUUUUGCAGUGAUUGCAAAUGAUUAUGCCAACAUAAAGGAAAUACUCUCGAGGGAAGAGUUCGACGGCCGAAUUACAAAUAUUGAUUAUAUAAAAGAUCGAGCUUUCAAAAAGAAAUUAGGCAUAUUUUUCAUCGAUGGCCCAAAAUGGCAAGAACAGAAGAGAUUUGCUCUUCGCUAUAUGCGUGACUUUGGAUUUGGACGACGUCAUGACAAACUCGAAAGUGAAAUCAUGGAUGAGAUGACUCUGUUUCUCGACAUUCUGAAAAACGGACCCAUUUAUGACGGAGAAAAGGAAAUAAUAAGAGGCAACUUGGCGCUUUUCCCAGACGUUUUAUACGCAUCAUCAGCUAACAACAUAUGGAAUGUGAUGUUCGGUUACAGAUUCGACAGAAGUGAACACGAUGUCUCACGACAUCUCUGUCGCUCGGCUUUAAUGAUGCAAAGAGCGAAUGAUCCGACCGGCGGCGCACUUUUACAAUAUCCCUUCCUAAAAUAUUUCGGCAAUGUAUUUGGCUAUAAAAAUCAUAUAAAAGGAAGUAAUGGGAUGAUAGAUGUUGUCAAGAAAGCUUUGGAGCGUCAAAAAACUACUCUUAGCGAGAAUGAUAAUCGUGGUUUCGCCGAUAAUUAUCUAAAAAAAUUAAACGAAGAUAAUAAGUCACAUAAUUUCACGGAGGAGCAAAUGAUCAUUUUGAUAAUUGAUAUGAUGUUCCCUGCUUUCUCCGCAAUACCAAGCGCUAUUACCAACGCUAUCAAAUACUUGAUGCAUAAUUCCAAAAUUAUGGAAAAAGUCCAGAAUGAAAUAGACAACGUUGUUGGGACUGGCAGAUUGGUCACGUGGGAGGACAGAGUAAAUCUACCUUAUACGGAAGCGGUAAUCCGAGAGUCUUUGAGAAUCGAAACGCUCGCCCCGCUCGGUAUAAUUCAUAGAACCACAAAGAAAACUACGUUAGGAGGCUACGAAAUACCGGCGAAUAUACCGAUUAUCACUAAUUUAGCAGCAAUGAAUAAUGAUCCUGACAUGUGGGGUGACCCCGAAAACUUCAGACCAGAAAGAUUUUUGAAGGAAGAUGGACAAUUAAGUAAAGAUUUGACACUUCCCUUUGGUUUCGGUCGUCGAUUAUGCGCAGGGGAAACUUAUGCCAGAUAUAAUAUGUUUCAAUCGAUAGCUCUCUUACUACAAAAUUUUAACUUCUUUUUCGUUGAAGGUGAACCAUCGAGUCUCGAGGACAAGGUACCUGGUCUAAUCAUCAGCCCCAAAGAAUUGUGGAUACGUUUAGAAUUACGUUGAUUUCUAUCUUCGUCUCUACACAUUUGUAUUAGAUAACAAAAUAUAUAAAAGAAUAUAUAGAAUGUAACCAG
This is a messenger RNA of Camponotus floridanus (Florida carpenter ant), 1693 nucleotides long. RefSeq names its product probable cytochrome P450 304a1 (gene Cyp304a1). The record is from RefSeq and is a predicted model, not a curated record. NCBI's taxonomy places the organism in Eukaryota, Metazoa, Arthropoda, Insecta, Hymenoptera, Formicidae. Bases 111 to 1622 code for a protein of 503 amino acids. Gene Ontology annotation, molecular function: heme binding; monooxygenase activity; iron ion binding. The transcript is spliced from 7 exons.